Seminavis robusta is the source of this 447-nucleotide messenger RNA. The record is from the annotation of a GenBank genome assembly. Lineage: Eukaryota; Bacillariophyta; Bacillariophyceae; Naviculales; Naviculaceae.
AUGUCCUCCAGAAAGAGCGUGGCAAAGAAAGGGGAACCUGUGAAGCACAUCUUCAAGCAAGAUGGUCCCGACUUCAAGUUUCUGCUUCGACUGUUCCACAAUGGAACAAUCACUGAUGAACAACCCGCCGCUGUGAGAGCUAUGCACGACCGUUUUCUGAAGUACUCCACAAACCAGUUUCGCUCUCAGUUCAACAAAGCCAGAGGAAUGGCUGCUGGUGUUGCUCUCAGGGGACCACAACCACCACAGGAUGAUGAUGGACCACUACCCAUUCUUCCCAGCUUUGUUCCUCACAACCAAGUUCCUGCUGUGGCAGCCAGACCUUCUGCAGUUGCACAGGUUCCUACCAUUGCUGACAAUGAUGAUGAUGUUGAAGCUGGUGCUGAAGAGGAUGGCCCCACUACUGCCUUGGAAGCCAAAGAGGAUGGUGAAGGAGUGGGAGAAUGA